AUGCGGUUGUCCGCCCUCCUCGUGGCCCUCCUCGUGGCCCUCCUCUCAGGCCUAAACCUAACCCACGCCCUCCGCAAACCCUCCGACAGCGUUCUCCUCUCUAAGAUCUCCUCCUUGACUCUUCGCUCUGGCCAGAAAACCAGCGCUCGCCGCAGCUCUCCAAUCCCGCAACUCCAAUGCACAGGAGGCAAUGCAAGAGGUCUUUACGAUGUAGAUGUCAUGCGCUGCAGCAAUGCAGGCUCAGACUACGAUGACGAUAACGUGCAAUGGACUUGCAAGGCUUCUCUACCGCCGGAGUUUAAGUUGGGAAGUACAGAUGUUUCGUGUGAAGGAUAUGAUUCCCCUGAGGAUCCGUAUGUGUUGAAGGGGAGUUGUGGGGUGAGCUAUAGGCUGGUGCUUACGGAGGAGGGAGAGAAAAAGUAUGGUCACAGAGUGGAUGAUGACGGUAGGAGUGGCUCGUCGUCGACUGGUGAGAAACUCAUCUUCUGGGCCUUCUUCACAUUUGUUGCGGGCAUGAUUGUCUAUGGAGUCUGGGACUCUUGCGUCAGAGGGAACAACAGACGCCCACCUCACGCAGGUGGCGGUUAUGGAGGUGGUUGGGGCGGUGAUGAUAACAAUGAUGAUGCACCACCUCCUUACACACCAUACGGCAAAUCAAGCUCAGGUCGCAACUACGGCACGCAGAAUGGCCAAGCUUGGAGACCUGGUUUCUGGACUGGAACAGGCGCAGGAGCUGCUGCAGGUGCCGCUGCGGGAUACAUGGCUGGAAACAGAGCAAGUGGCUCGCGCAGCAAUUCUAACAGAUCGAACAGCGGAGGAUGGGGAGGUAGCACCGGCUCAAGCUCUCCUGCACCAUCAUCGUCGAGAUACGAGAGCACCGGUUUCGGCUCAUCGAGCCGCAGAUAA
Molecule: messenger RNA, 906 nt
Organism: Aureobasidium namibiae CBS 147.97
Lineage: Eukaryota; Fungi; Ascomycota; Dothideomycetes; Dothideales; Saccotheciaceae
Exons: 3
Coding region: 1-906 (301 amino acids)
Biological process (GO): regulation of store-operated calcium entry
Cellular component (GO): endoplasmic reticulum membrane
Source: RefSeq, a predicted model, not a curated record